GCAGCAUAACUUUGAGAGUUUUCAGAAGUCUUGUCGAGUUUAGUUUAGCAGACACUCUAAACGCGAGGAUUACUUUAUUAUUAUUACUGUAUAACUUACUGUACUUAGAGAAAGUGACGCUUUUAUUACAUUUCUCUUCACGAUCUGCGGAAUCUCAAAACUGUUAGGUCAUGUCAGAUCACAAACGGAUGCUUCGAGAUGUUGGAAACGGGCCGACGAAGAGGAAUCUGUUCGGUCCGGUGGAUCGCGAGCAGCUUCAGGUGGAGUACAACGACGCCCUGCAGAAGGACUUGGAAGAAGCGUCGCGCCGCUGGAACUACGAUUUCGUCUCAGACAAGCCGUUAGAGGGCGGAGACUUCCAGUGGGAGGGCGUGUCUGCUGUUCGAGUACCUGUGCUGUACAACACGUGUCAGACGGAGGAGCAGCUGACACAGCGGGGAACAGAGGAAUCACAGAAAGAGAACAUCCCCAGAACACCAGAGCGCUUCACAUCUGUUCCAAAACAACACACAGAGGGAACACCAGAAAAGAACGAAGCACAGAAAAGAAAACAGACAAAUAUCACAGAUUUCUAUCAGGCGAAGAAGAGGCUGGUCACACCCCGCAAAUCAGGUCAAUAACUGUAAACACACACGCGUCUGGACUUAUGUGUGGAGCACAGAUGUGUGUAAAGACAUUUAUUCAUAUAAACUCUUUAGAUUCUUCUGUUGUGGUGUCGCGGAUCAAACGCUCUCCUCAAACACAGCACUUCACAUCUUGGGCUCGUCUUCAAUCAUGUGUGUUCUUCAUGUGCACUUCAUGUUUAUGUGUUUUGAUUCCGUGGCACUUUAACAAAUGCCUUAAUAUUUCACCGGACGAGGUGAACAAGAAUUUGUUUAGAAAUGUUAAUGAAUCUUUCCAGUGUUAAACCCAUCACAGCUUUGUCUCAAGUGUGUAUCUGACGGUAAUGAACGCAGAUUUAUUUCAGUCCACACGUUGGAAAGAAAUCUAUUGCUUUAUUGCACAAAAGCUCAUUUUAAAAAGGUGACUUUAGUUAUUUAUGAAUCUAACACUCAUUAUUAACAUUAUUAUUUUGAAACGCGAACCUUGAUCAAGCUGACAGUAUGUCCAUAAUCUCAAGUUACGUUUUAACAACGUUAAAAUUACCUAUUUAGUCACAUUCAUGAAACUCAAGCGGAACGAAUUACUGGCAUUUUAUUGCUUUUGGUUUUCUAAACACGACACAUUAAUCCGUUCCGCUUGCAUUUCAUCAACCACGACUAGAGCGCAUUACAAACUCUCAAUUUUUCCUCUUUGUUGUUGUUGUUGUGGAAUACAAAGAUUGUGUGUUUUAUGUCCAGCCGUGAUGUUUCGGUUAAUGUUAUUAACAAUGUGAUGGUGGUAUUACUGUGGCUCUUGUUUUAUUUCAUGUGAUUGGCAUCUGGUUCUGUAAUGUUUCUUGUAUUCUGAUGUCUGUCGAAUCUGCAAGUAUGCAGGUAAUUUGCAGAUUAUACUGAAUUGCACUCUUUCAUACGUGUAGUGUAGCUUGCACAAGUCUGUUAUUGUUAAAGAGCUCAGAAUAUUUGCUGUAUUUAUUUCCAGAUAAAUGUUGUAUUGUAGAUUUACAUGUAAUUGUCCAUAAAGAUGCAUAUGAAGAGAAACUA
Triplophysa dalaica is the source of this 1643-nucleotide messenger RNA. It is a transcript of the gene cdkn1a, whose product is annotated as cyclin dependent kinase inhibitor 1A. Gene Ontology annotation, molecular function: cyclin-dependent protein serine/threonine kinase inhibitor activity. The coding region runs from base 171 to 620 and encodes 149 amino acids. NCBI's taxonomy places the organism in Eukaryota, Metazoa, Chordata, Actinopteri, Cypriniformes, Nemacheilidae. Gene Ontology annotation, cellular component: nucleus. Gene Ontology annotation, biological process: regulation of mitotic cell cycle; signal transduction by p53 class mediator. The record is from RefSeq and is a predicted model, not a curated record. The transcript has 3 exons.